AUGGCAGCUCCGGGGUCUUUUUUGCUAUCUCGUGCAGAGGUUUUGGGUGUGUAUGGUGACACCUUCUACAACCGCGUCACCCUGGUCAACAACGUCACACCGCUGUCAAAGAGCCGUUGUUGGGUGCAUCAAACCGCAAGUGACAUACGCGAUUUCGAUGAUGCGGAUCGAGCGGAGUGCCUCUGCGGCUUCCAUAGGCAGGGAUAUGCCUCAUGUGCACAGCGACAUUAUGUGGAAGGCCGCCUUCGACACAUGUGGGACCGACGUUCCAAUGAUGAAGCUACUGGACUUGUUUGCUUCGGCAAUACGCGAUGCGUAGCUUUAAUAUCGAACGAUGGGGUGUAUCUGUUCAGUAGUAUGCAGAUGUGCGAUGCUGGAAGCGCACUUUCCAACGCUAACGCGUCGAAGGUCUCACUUGCACACACACACGGGUCGAAGGAUGGCAACAUAAUAUGCGCAGAUUGCCGUAAUGCUGCCAUAGCGAGCGUGCCGACAUUUAAAGAUGUUAUAGGAGCUAUUAAAGGAUUGCUUCAAAGAGGUGAAUCGCUAAACGCGGGACUAACACUCAUGCAAAAGUUUUCCGUAGGCCGAGAGGGUUACAAUGCUGAAUCCGACAUAUAUCACGCAUUGGAAAGGGCACAGGAUGCGGCGAAGGCAGUUGGGGUUUUGGAAGGUUUAAUACCUGCGGAUGAAAGGCCAGGCUCGUUCGAAUUAGGUGUCGAUUCAAGCCUAAUCGCAAGCUGUAAUGAUUUGGCAGAAUCCCUUAUAUCCAAGUGCCGUAAGGACCUAGUUGCAGUCUGCUCGUCGUUAGUGGGCCUCGUGAACGCUUAUUGCCAACCGCCGCUUAUUGUUAGGUUCCGCUGGUUGCGUCACUACAUGGCGCUGGAGUAUCGUGUUGAGUACAGUGCAGAUUUAUCCAACUGUUUUUUUGAUGCGAUUUCUGGGCGCUAUGUUCCGGAUGUGGCACAGGAAAAUGUUGUGCUACACGAGAUUGUUCAAUGCAGUCAGGUAUCGCUCAUUAGUGUCGAAGCGUGCUUCCGCUUGGCACUCGGACGGAUGAGCGACUUUUUGAUGUUGAGAAAAAUAUUUAAUUCGAAAAAUGAUUCUACUUUGUCCACACAAAUCGCCAAUGACGCACCGUCCUACACCGCCGCCGACGUCACCCCAUUUUGGUGGAACUACUACAGCUUCUCCAACACACUAGGCGAAGGGGAGAGCGUUACUGAGAAUUAUUCCGUUAAAAGGCUGACGCGAUCGCAGAUUUUGAAGGCCCACGAAGAUGGUGCGUCCACACCCGUCGCGCGCAAGUCGCGUAACAGCCUAGAGGAACAUUUCGUAAGCACACACUGCGUGUCCUCGGAUAAUUUAGCACAUUCGUGCGGAACUACAUUUGAGGCUCCUACUAGUAACCGCAAGGAACCACGUGACCCACACAGCGGCGAGGUUUCAAAUUACUCGCUGCACUGCAAGGCCACGCCGACGCUCUCGAAUCGUUCGCUGAAGAAUCCCUUGAACGAGAACAGCGUAGGCGCCGUAUCAACAAACGAAGCCAAUAUAUGUUUUUGUUUCAAAUGUUUAGACGCGGUGUCUAAUUUCGGCAGACAUUUUGGAACUCGUGACUUCAGACAAGAGAAUCGCCUUUGUACUGUUGUUUUGGGAGACGCCGUCCAGUCUAACGGUUUGGGUCAUAUUUAUAAUGGCUGGCAAUUGGAACACUGGGACGAUUACAAGACGACAAGUAUACUUAGGCGGUCUAUUCGAGCAGCGGUUGAGGCGAGUUGCACAUUGGGGCGUGCUAUAGUGAGUGACCAGCGGCACGUGAAGGCUGCUAUUGGUCAUUCAAUUAAGAUACUCAAUACGGCCUUACUUUCUACCUUGCGUUUGGGGGACUUCAUAUAUUCGUCAAGGAACGCAAUGGAAGUCCACAUCGGCCAACAGGAGGACCCCGUAAAAGAGUACUACGACUCUGGGGAGGCCAUGGAAGACGAAGGUUCCGAUGACUCAUGUUCUUCGGAAUCCACGCUGCGUGAUAUCAUUAGCAAUUCGUUUGUGGUUGGCAAUAACGUUUUCAACGGGCUCUACAGCACGUUUGAGAACGAUCAGUAUAUUCAGCAUGAUCUGGACGAGACAGAGGAAGCUCAGUUACAUAGUCCUCCGGCUGUGAUUCAUCGUAGUCCGCGCCGCAAGGACACCAGCCCAUCGCAGAGACGGUCUAUAAGCAACGCCCAGCAUUCAAGCAUUGAGUCAUCAGUGGAAGUCAACGUUCGCCAGAGCCGCAAGAACGCCCGCGAGAUUGCGAACAGUGAGGUAUACAUCUAUGACCUGAGCGAGCGUAAUGACGCCCUUUCGGAGUCUGCGGUGGAAGACUGGUACGAGAGUGAUGGCAGCGUCCGUAGUUCUCGCAGGCAACGAAAUAAACAGAGCACGAGUUCUCUGACGGAGAUUUAUGGCAACGACGAGGCGCUUAUUCCCAUGGGUCCGCUACCUAUAGGCGUAUAUUUCGACGCUAGCCGUAAGCUUUGGCGCUGCCAGUGGCGUGAGAAUGGUAAAUUCCGCACCAAAGGGUUUAGUUUGGGUCACUACUCUUCACUGUGCGAGGCACGCCGGGCGUGCAUCCUCUUCCGUUGCCAAGUGGGCAACAUGCCUGUGCAGCCGGAGUGGCUUAACCCGAACUACGUCCAAGUCUCUCAAUUGCUUUCGAAACGCACUACUACAACCAGCAACAGCACAUCUACCCCGAAAAAGUCCAAGCGGAAGCGCAAGGCUCACGUUGGGACGCUAGAGGUCGACCCGGUCAAAUGA
Messenger RNA from Babesia ovata, 2802 nucleotides. RefSeq names its product transcription factor with AP2 domain-containing protein. Gene Ontology annotation, molecular function: DNA-binding transcription factor activity. Gene Ontology annotation, biological process: regulation of DNA-templated transcription. The record is from RefSeq and is a predicted model, not a curated record. Bases 1 to 2802 code for a protein of 933 amino acids. The transcript has a single exon. Lineage: Eukaryota; Apicomplexa; Aconoidasida; Piroplasmida; Babesiidae.